AUGACGGUGAAGAGAAGGGUUCCGGCGGUUUCCGCCAAGACUACUGCGUUGAUCAUUGAUGGAGCGUACGCGCGCAUUCAAAGCCGCAUCUUGGGUGGGAAAAUCGAUUUUAUAAAUCUACGAGCGGAACUGGAGGAAAUGGCGUCGACGGAGUUUGAAGAGUGCUGGUAUUUUGAUAGCCAGCGGAAAGAUGCGCGAGGCGAUAGUGCACUGGCAUCGGAGUUCCAUGCACUCAAGUAUGCGCGUCCGCGAGGACCUCAGUUUCAAGUGGAUAUUUUCUCGACGAAGCUGCGCAACUGUCGGUGCACGCGGUGUGGCCACGGAUUCACGCAAAACGUUCAAAAGGGCGUUGACAACGGGAUUGCGACAAAGCUACUCACGUUGACGUUGCAGCACAACAUUGAGCGUGUCGUACUACUCAGCGGUGAUGGCGACUUUUACACCUCUUUGGGCUUAGUACGCAAUGCGUUGCAGAGAGAGGUUUGGGUUGUUGGGUUCCCUGGCACUGUGUCGGGCGAUCUACAGCAACUCGCCUCGCAGAUUAUCUGGGUUGAUGAUAUAUGGGGGCAAGUGAAGUAUCAAGGACGUAGAGGAUCUGGGCGACGUGGAUGGCGAGGACUGGGAGAAUCGCAUUCUUCUCGCUCGCAUCACCAUCGGAGUCGUCGGUCGCGUGGGCACCGGGACUCAGGAUCUCACCGACACCGACACGACCGAUCGAGGAGCAACGACGUGCUCUCCCGGCGUGAACGAAGCCAGCCGCGGCGCGAGGUGCCGCUGCAUGAAAGCCGCUCCAAAAGGAACCGUCGAUCACCGUCGCCACGCCAAGAUAGUGAAGAAGAGCGCAGCUACUCACCUCUAUUUGACGAGGUGAACUUGAGCUGCUCGGACGGCGAGGACGAGUAUUCUUGCCCUUCUCAGCGAGCGUCUCGGUCUCCAAGCGAGAGCGGCGUGGUCGAGGUCCGAUUGCCCUAA
Molecule: messenger RNA, 972 nt
Organism: Phytophthora nicotianae INRA-310
Lineage: Eukaryota; Oomycota; Peronosporomycetes; Peronosporales; Peronosporaceae
Exons: 9
Coding region: 1-972 (323 amino acids)
Molecular function (GO): RNA nuclease activity
Source: RefSeq, a predicted model, not a curated record